This is a messenger RNA of Plectropomus leopardus (leopard coralgrouper), 2480 nucleotides long. RefSeq names its product RIC3 acetylcholine receptor chaperone b (gene ric3b). Gene Ontology annotation, cellular component: neuronal cell body; neuron projection; intracellular membrane-bounded organelle. The record is from RefSeq and is a predicted model, not a curated record. Lineage: Eukaryota; Metazoa; Chordata; Actinopteri; Perciformes; Serranidae. Gene Ontology annotation, biological process: synaptic transmission, cholinergic; protein localization to cell surface.
UUGAACCGAUGGAUGAGAAUCCGCCAGCCUACGUCUCCUUCGUUUCCUCACCGCAAACCCGUCAGAAAUAACCUUUUUAUUUAUUUAUUUAUUUUCACUUCCUGAUUACCUGUCGGUAUGGCGAUGUCCACGUUUCAGAAGGUGACCCUCGCGACGUGUCUCGUGCUGUGCGUCGCUCUGCUGCUGCCCAAAAUGCUGUUGUCGCGCGGGAGGAAGGAUGCUGCUGAGCGGCCGGAGGGUUCAGGUCGCUUCCCUCCCAUGAUGCACAGACAGGUGGCCCCUGAGGGUCGAGGCCAGAGGGCUGCAGCCUCCAGCUUCUCCAGAGCCCACAACCCAGAGGCCAUAGCCAGGGCCAAGGGAGCAGGAACGGGGGCGGGGACUGGGGGCAAGUCCAACCUGGCAGGACAGAUCAUCCCUGUGUACGGCUUCGGGAUCUUACUCUACAUCCUCUACAUACUGUUUAAGAUCACAUCUAAAGGAAACAACAAGCCGUCAGAGAGCAGGUUUCCUUCAGUUCGCUCAGAGAACAUGAAGAGAAAGAUUACUGACUUUGAGUUGGCUCAGCUGCAGGAGAAACUGAGGGAAACAGAGUUGGUGAUGGAGAAUAUCGUUUCCAACGCCCAGCACAGUCCUGACAGGGUUAAGGGGGUGACAGCGGAUCAGGAGGAGAGUCUCCUGCAGCAGCUGACGGAGAUCACUCGGGUGAUGCAGGAGGGCCAGCUGGUGGAAAACAUGGAACCAGAGAAGAAGAACCAGGAGGACUGGGAAGUUUCUGCAGAUUAUGUGGAGGAGCCUCGGCAGCAGUGGGAACGGUCCGGCUGCUGCUGUCAGCACGGUCAGCAGGACCACAGUCCACAGACGGAGCCCGAGGCUGAGGGGACACGAGCUGACGGAGCCGACCUGGAAAACCUUCCUGAGGACGUUAUAGGUGGAGAGACUGCUGAGGGAGCGGAGGAGAACAAGGAGAGAGAGUCUGAUUUCACAGCAGGAAGUGAAGAGGAUGUGGCACCAGAUAUAGGCGAGAGGGCGUCGGUGCAUGAACACAAGGAGGCGGUGGGUAAAAUCGAUUUAGGUGUCCCGGUGGAAGACCUGGUUGGAGUCCUCAAGGAGUUGGAGCUAACACUGCAGAUGACGUCCGUGAUGGAGCAGGAGAAGAUGGAGGACCUCACCAGGACGACGGACACAGAAACUUCCUGCAGCACGGUCAGACGGAGGAACAAGAGGAGGAGAGCGAAGAAAGCUUCGCACUGACUCUGACAGGACUGAACUUGAGCCUGGUGUUUCGUGAGGAUGGCUUCUUCUUUUAAGUCUGUUCUCAUCAGAAUUGCAGAGGCAUGAAAGUUGGUGAAUGCAUGGAAAUGUGUUGCCAGCCUUGUUCAUCUUUACUUGCAGAAGUGAGAAAAUGUGUGCACAGGGCAGUUUUUUAUCACAAGUAUCAGCUUUAUCCACUUGCUAGAGAAGAAAUAAGAACAGUUAAUGGUCAAUAGUACCAGUCUGCAUAAUGUAUGAGUUAAUAAACCUGUAAAUUUGGUAUUUUUCAAUCUAUUUUCCCAUAUUUUUUAAAUUUUGAAACUAGAUUUUGAAUUGCAGUUUUGAGUGAGAAGGCUGUAACCAGCAGCAAGCAGCGAAACAGGCUGCAAUGUAAUCUGAGUCCGUCAGGGUAAAAAAAACAAACACUUUUAGUGGAUGUAAAUUGACAGUGCACAAAGGCCCCUAGUAGUUACAUCGCAACUUAUUUCGCCGUUUCUGUCGGCAGCCAAGUUCGCUUUUUUUUUGUCUCCAUUAGUCACUUUUACGCAAAAAUUUGGUGAAAACGAGUUCAGGUUGAAAAAUACCAAACUUUCCAUUUAAGUUUUUUAUUUUAUUUAGAGAAACAUUAAGAUGCUUCUAGGUACAUUUGAUUUGCUGAAAAGGCAGAACAGCCUGACUGAAGAAAUCCAAUGUGUAGUUUUUGUUCGGGGAGUGUUGAGUUAUACAUCAUAUCCCAUGUCUUUCCUCACAAUCAUGAACCUCUUUAUCUAUAAAAUGACUUCAUAUCAACCGCUUGAAUUAGAGGCAUUAGUUAUUAGAAUGACUGAAGUUUAUGAACACCAGAAAUAACUAACUUUAGCUUAAAUCAGUCAAAGUCACAUUAUUUCCAUCAGUCUAAUUGACUGCGGUGGUUGUGCCUUUUUUAUCUUUGUUAGAAUAUGCUUUGAUUUAACAAAACAAUUCAAAUGGCUGUCAUUUUUAAAUGUCCUGAAAAAGAACUGGGUACAAGACCUAUUGGACUUUAAUAGAUCCCCUGCUGUCUUCCAUCGGCGUCUGUGUUGGAGAAAUCUUGUCUUCUGUACCGUUAACAUUUCAAGCUUUUAUCAAACCUGUCUUGUGUUCUAAAUUAUUUAAAGAUUUUUACUUUUAUAAACUAAAUGUAUUUAUUUAAAAGCACCUGGAUAUGCAUAUCAGUGGCUAAAACACUUUGAAGUACUUAAAUAAAAUGA